Messenger RNA from Rotaria sp. Silwood1, 765 nucleotides. Lineage: Eukaryota; Metazoa; Rotifera; Eurotatoria; Philodinida; Philodinidae. The record is from the annotation of a GenBank genome assembly.
AUGGAAUGGAAGUUUGAUGCAACCAGUGGUACAGUCGUUGCGGGUGGGAAUAAACGAGGAAAUCAACGUAAUCAAUUGAGCUUUCCAAGAAAUGUAAUUAUUGAUCAACAAAGUGAUAGUCUAAUUAUAUGUGAUUGGGGAAACAAACGAGUGGUAAGAUGGCCUUGUCGAUGUGGUACACACGGAGAAACGAUAAUUUCAAACAUUGAAUCUUGUGGUGGUUUGGCUAUAGACAAUAAUGGAUCUAUCUACAUCUCUGAUUUUAACAAAGGUGAAGUCCGACGAUAUGAAAUAGGAGAGACUUAUGGCACAGUAGUUGCAGGUGGUAACGGAGAAGGCAAUCAGCUCAAUCAACUCAACGGUCCUACCUACAUAUUUGUUGAUCAGAAUCAUGCAGUCUAUGUAUCGGACAAGGAUAAUCAUCGUAUAAUGAAAUGGGACAAAGGGGCAACUGAAGGUGCUCUUGUCGCUGGUGGCCAUGGUAAAGGUGAUGAUCUUACACAAUUAAAAUAUCCUUAUGGAGUAAUUGUUGAUCGUUUGGAUACUCUCUACGUAGCUGAUUCCUGGAAUAAUCGAAUAAUGCGUUGGCCUAAAGGUUCUACACGAGGUGAAAUCAUUGUUGGUGGCAAUGGUAUUGGAGAACAAGCAAACCAACUGAAUUAUCCUAUCAGCUUAUCAUUUGAUCGACAAAGCAAUAUGUAUGUUGUCGACCAAGGCAAUCAUCGUACACAAAAAUUCCAGAUCGAUAUGUCAAGAUCAUCUUGA